Molecule: messenger RNA, 1249 nt
Organism: Archocentrus centrarchus (flier cichlid)
Lineage: Eukaryota; Metazoa; Chordata; Actinopteri; Cichliformes; Cichlidae
Gene: thoc3
Product: THO complex 3
Exons: 6
Coding region: 22-990 (322 amino acids)
Biological process (GO): mRNA export from nucleus
Cellular component (GO): THO complex part of transcription export complex
Molecular function (GO): protein binding
Source: RefSeq, a predicted model, not a curated record
GUACUUACGUAGAAGGCGAAGAUGGCGUCGCAGUACUUCCAGGAGAUGCAGGAGAGCUUUAAGAGCAACAGCAAAAGCCGCGAGUUCCCCGCUCACACGGCCAAGGUGCACUCGGUGGCGUGGAGCUGCGACGGGCGGCGGCUGGCCUCCGGCUCCUUCGAUAAGACAGCGAGCGUGUUCGUGCUGGAGAAGGACCGCCUGGUGAAGGAGAACAACUACAGAGGUCACAGUGACAGCGUGGAUCAGCUCUGCUGGCAUCCAACCAACCCGGAUCUGUUCGUCACAGCUUCCGGAGACAAAACCAUCCGCAUCUGGGAUGUGCGCACUACCAAGUGCAUUGCGACCGUCAACACCAAAGGUGAGAACAUCAACAUCUGCUGGAGCCCCGACGGCCAAACCAUCGCCGUGGGGAACAAAGACGACGUUGUGACGUUCAUUGAUGCCAAGACGCAUCGCUCCAAGGCAGAGGAGCAGUUUAAGUUUGAGGUCAACGAGAUCUCCUGGAACAACGACAACGACAUGUUCUUCCUCACCAACGGCAACGGCUGCAUCAAUAUCCUGAGUUAUCCGGAGCUGAAGCCCAUCCAGUCCAUCAACGCACACCCCUCCAACUGCAUCUGCAUCAAGUUUGACCCCACAGGGAAGUACUUCGCCACAGGAAGUGCUGAUGCGUUGGUCAGCCUGUGGGACGUGGAGGAGCUGGUGUGUGUCCGCUGCUUCUCCAGACUGGACUGGCCAGUGAGGACGCUGAGCUUCAGCCACGAUGGCAGGAUGCUGGCCUCAGCCUCCGAGGAUCACUUCAUAGACAUCGCUGAGGUAGAAACAGGAGAGAAGCUGUGGGAGGUUCAGUGCGACUCUCCAACCUUCACAGUCGCCUGGCACCCAAAGAGGCCCCUGCUGGCCUAUGCCUGCGACGACAAGGAGGGCAAAUACGACAACAACCGGGAGGCGGGCACCGUCAAACUGUUCGGCCUCCCCAACGACUCCUGAGGCUUUGGCCGAGUUUAUUUUUCUGCUCAGACUUGUUGGCUGGACUGUUUGGGCCCUCCGAGGGCCGAGCACAGGAAGCCUCCCAUGGAAAAGGAGAGUCCUCUCCAGCAGCCUUUUCCGACCAGCAGAUGGCGCUGCUCCCCAGCGCUUCCUUUGAAUACUCUGACUUGAGUCCCCGUCUGUGUACGAGAACAAAAGUACACUGAGACACAGUUUUUAUGUAAAAUAGUGUUUUGAUAAUAAAGCUGCUCUCUACAGA